CACGGCCCCCCGCAGCCACCCUGCGCCCCUGCGGCCGAGCCGUCGGCGGGCGGCCGCGAGCCGGAGCCGGAUGCGGAGCUGGGGGCCCGCGGGGACGAGCUGGGCCCCGGCGCGCGCCCGUGCGUGUGCCCGCUGUGCGGCAAGCUGUUCCCCGGGGCCCACCUGCUGCAGCUGCACCUGAGCGCCCACUUCCGGGAGCGGGACGGCGGCCGGGCGCGCCUCUCGCCCGACGGCACGGUGCCCACCUGCCCGCUCUGCGGGAAGACCUUCUCGUGCACGUACACGCUGAAGAGGCACGAGCGGACCCACUCGGGCGAGAAGCCCUACACGUGCGCGCAGUGCGGCAAGAGCUUCCAGUACUCGCACAACCUGAGCCGCCACGCGGUGGUGCACACGCGCGAGAAGCCGCACGCCUGCCGCUGGUGCGAGCGCCGCUUCACGCAGUCGGGGGACCUCUACCGCCACGUCCGAAAAUUCCACUGUGGGCUGGUCAAGUCCCUGCUGGUGUGACUUGUGUUCGUGCGGCGCGAGGGGGUGGGGGUGGGCUGGAAAAGGGAGGGGAGGGGCCUCCCGGCUGGGACGCUGGGAUGGAGCUGCGGCGGGGUUGGGGGGAGCCCCGGGGUCAGAGCUCCCAGCGGUGGAAGACCACUGCUGCCCCUGGCGGGGACCUCGGACUGGAGGUGACUCAGGGUGGCUCGGGCAGCCCUCUUCCACGCCCGGCCCCUGCUCCCUUCCUCCGACUCACGUCUGCCCCCAGCCCGUGCCCUGAUCUUAAACACCGUCUUGCUCUCCUUCCCCCUCCA
Molecule: messenger RNA, 803 nt
Organism: Herpailurus yagouaroundi (jaguarundi)
Lineage: Eukaryota; Metazoa; Chordata; Mammalia; Carnivora; Felidae
Gene: ZBTB42
Product: zinc finger and BTB domain containing 42
Exons: 1
Biological process (GO): regulation of transcription by RNA polymerase II
Cellular component (GO): nucleus
Molecular function (GO): DNA-binding transcription factor activity, RNA polymerase II-specific
Source: RefSeq, a predicted model, not a curated record